Messenger RNA from Nymphaea colorata (pocket water lily), 1961 nucleotides. Its product is annotated as geranylgeranyl transferase type-1 subunit beta. The coding region runs from base 507 to 1628 and encodes 373 amino acids. NCBI's taxonomy places the organism in Eukaryota, Viridiplantae, Streptophyta, Magnoliopsida, Nymphaeales, Nymphaeaceae. Gene Ontology annotation, molecular function: CAAX-protein geranylgeranyltransferase activity. The record is from RefSeq and is a predicted model, not a curated record. Gene Ontology annotation, biological process: protein geranylgeranylation. The transcript has 12 exons. Gene Ontology annotation, cellular component: CAAX-protein geranylgeranyltransferase complex.
GAGAAUCUAAAAAGCAGAGACGCUGCGCAAAGCUGCUUCACUUCGUCGUGACGAAGCUUCAUCUGGAAGACAAGACAAGCGAAGGGUUGCGCUUGAGAAGCCCCACCAUGGCCAAACGAUAUUGAGGAGUCUCACACCGUCGUCCACAGUGUGAGUCUCUCUCUUUCUCUGUCUCUCUCAAAGAGAACAUCGCCGUUGCCCAUAGGCGUUGCCACAUGAUAGCAAUCUCCGCGUGGAAAUCUUAGUCUUCAUAUAUCCUGAAAUGGGCGCAUAAUCCCAUUGAGAAUCAUUCAAGCCCGUUGUGGACAUCGUCAAAUAUCAUUGAUGGUCAUGAAAUCUGCUAACCACGUAGUUCGAUUUUGAAGUCGCACGUACUUCUGGGAUUUGUAACUUUUGGCUUCUGUAAUUGGUUAUAUUGCUCAGUUUUUGAAGAGAAAGUGGAUUAAAUUUGUUGUUCUCUCCGUUCUUUUUUUUACAGUGCAUCUUUAGCCACUGGUUUUGGAUUAAUGAACUUUCGCUGUUGUCUUUGCAGUGUUCUAGCACUCAUUCUGAUCGAUUCCAUGGACGACGCUUUGGACACCCUCGCAAGCUCGUUCAAAAGGGACCUGCAUGUCAGAUUCUUGCAGAUGAUGAUGGAGAGCCUGCCGUUGGAGUACGAAUUGCAAGACAUCAACCGUCUCACGUUGGCCUACUUCGUGAUUUCGGGAUUAGACAUCUUAGGCGCCCUGGGCAGUGUGGAGAGAGACCGAGUUGUCGACUGGGUUUUGUCUCUACAAGCUCUUUCUGCAACCACGGAAGACUUGAAGGAGGGGCAAUUUUAUGGAUUCCUUGGUUGCAGCAACUCGAAGUUUCCCACCGCAAGUCCAGACGUUUCGUGUAUCAGUACUAGCAAUUUAGCUAGUACAUAUUGUGCGUUAUGCAUAUUGAAGACAGUCGGAUACGAUCUUAAAAAUGUCAAUUGUACAGCUAUCUCAAUCUCCAUGCAAUGCCUUCAACAACCUGAUGGGAGCUUUAUGCCUAUUGACACUGGGGCAGAGAGGGAUCUAAGAUUUGUCUUCUGUGCUGCUGCUGUCUGUCAUAUGCUAAAUGACUGGAGUGGCAUGGAUAAAAACAGAGCAAAAAAAUUUAUACUUUCUUGUCAGUCAUAUGAUGGUGGAUUUGGUCUGACUCCUGGCUCAGAAUCCCAUGGUGGUGGGACCUAUUGUGCUGUUGCAGCUCUCAAAUUGAUGGGAUUCAUCAAUGAUGGCCCUUUGUCUAGUUUGACAGAAUCAAUUGACUUUAAUCUGCCUUUGCUAUUAGAGUGGAGCUUGCAGAGACAAGCAGUUGAUGGUGGGUUCCAAGGUCGGUCCAAUAAAGCCAGUGAUUCAUGUUAUGCUUUCUGGGUUGGUGCGGUUCUUAAGCUUUUAGGUGCAGAAAAUUUCUUGGACAAGGAUGCUCUGCGUGGAUUCCUGUUUAGCUGUCAAACUAAGUAUGGUGGUUUCAGCAAAUUUCCUGGAGAUCUGCCAGAUCUCUAUCAUGCUUAUUUCAGUUUCUCUGCAUUUAGUUUGUUAGAAGAACCUGGGCUGAACAGGAUCUCUGCUGAACUUGGCAUCACUGUGCUUUCUGCCAUGGGAACUUUAAGUGGCUGAGCCUGCAGAUGAAGGUCAGGACGAACCCACUUCAAGGAGAUCUGAUUCUUCCUCGAUUUCAGCCAUUGACCCGGAGGAAGUUUAAUUUGUAACAGGGUUGAGGAUACUUACACUGGGUAGUCCACGCAUCUAAUCCAAGGUGGGUUGGUGGACUUAGUUACUUAGAUGUUAAUCGCUAUGCUUCUCUGUGAAUUGGGAGAACCUGAACUGUGGAGCUUUCUAAAAAGCGACCUCUCCCAAACCAGUGUUCUGACGCGGAAACAUUGUUGGUGGUUCUUUUUUUCUUUGUGCACUUGAAAGAUUUUCUAUUUUGAGUUUCGGUGUUGUAACUUA